Molecule: messenger RNA, 2276 nt
Organism: Pectinophora gossypiella (pink bollworm)
Lineage: Eukaryota; Metazoa; Arthropoda; Insecta; Lepidoptera; Gelechiidae
Product: pre-piRNA 3'-exonuclease trimmer-like
Exons: 11
Coding region: 148-1734 (528 amino acids)
Biological process (GO): nuclear-transcribed mRNA poly(A) tail shortening
Cellular component (GO): endoplasmic reticulum; cytoplasm
Molecular function (GO): RNA binding; poly(A)-specific ribonuclease activity
Source: RefSeq, a predicted model, not a curated record
CUUGCUUUGCAGUAGUAUUUUGACGUUUCUUUCGUAUAAAUUUGGUUCAUAUUAUAAUGAAAAAGAGAAUAUCUCGUAAAAUUCGCACAAAUUCUAUGAUAAAUUAUUAUUUACACAAAUUAAUCUAUACCCAAUUUAAAAUCUAAAAUGGAGAUAACGAGGAAAAAUUUCAACGAACAGUUUGACAACAUAACCAAAGACUUAAAAAAAUCAUGUUUUGCCAGUUUUGAUGCGGAAUUUACAGCUAUAAUAGCGGGAGAAUGUUUCAAACACAGAUUAUUUGACACAAAUGAAGAGAGAUAUGAUCGAAUCAAGAAUGAAGUGUCCAAGAUGAUUAUGACUCAAGUCGGACUGACUUUCUUCCAGUAUGAUCGGGACCACGAUACAUAUGUGGCCACCGGCUACACAUUCCAUCUCUGUCCACAAGUGGUUGGGGAUAUUGACCAGUCUUUCAUUUUCCAAGCAUCCACACUCAAUUUUCUCUGUCGACACAACUUUGACUUUAACAAGUUCACAUAUGAAGGUCUUCCAUACCUGAGUAAGGCUGAAGAAGCGAAAGUUCGUAAGAUGCUGAAAGAAGGUUCUAACUAUUUACUUCGUACUCUUGAAAUGACAGAUGAGAAACUUCUACAGCAAUAUUGUUCUGAAGUGGCAAAAUGGCUAGCAACAAGUAAGGAAGGGACACUGUACCUGGACAUAGAGAACCCACUUCUUCGGUAUAUAGUGCAUAACGAAGUGCGUGCGCGUUUCCCAGACGUCCUCACCACAGAUAGCUUAGGUAAUAGUCACAAGGUUUUAAUAUACAGAGAUAAAUAUGUAGAGGGAGCUAACAGCGCACCUGUGGCGAUACUGGAAGAAAACUUGAUGCAUCACCUGCUUGGAUUCUCCCAAAUAAUCUCCUUACUAGCAUCCUACCACAAACCUAUUAUAGGCCACAAUAUAUUCCUAGAUGUUGUCCUAAUGCAUAACCAAUUCAUAGGACCUUUACCUAAAAAAUAUUCAACAUUCAAAAAGAAUAUAAAUGAAAUAUUCCCAAUCAUUUUCGAUACCAAGCAUAUAUCGCAUGAAAUGAGCAAAAAAUUAACCUUUGAUGAAGUUUGGAAAUCAAAUGCACUACAAGAUUUGUACGAAUUUUUCUCGGAGGGGAAAUGCAAGAAGUUGCAGCAUGGUGUCAACCUAAUAAGACUGAGCACGCCCUUUGAUGUCAACCAGUCGUAUCAUGAAGCUGGCUGGGACUCGUAUUGUUCUGGCUACUGUUUUAUCCGUCUGGGUCACUGGGCGGCCUGCGAGAACAUAGGCAAGUUCCGGCCGGUGGGGCCUACGGAGAAACUUGCGGCGCUGGCGCACUACUCCAACAAGGUCAACAUCAUACGGGGAGCCGUGCCUUACAUGAACCUAGUGGGCGACGACCCUCCCAGUCAUAGACCCGACUUGCUUCACCUCAAGUGUCUCAAUGAACGAUUUAACAUCGGAAAGGUCUCGUCGGUACUAGCGGCCUUCGGUUCCAUAGACAUCAAGCCUUAUGGAAGUCGGACUGCGCUCAUAGCUGCUAGUUCACAUUACGCGGUAAACAAUAUCCUCAAACAGUUUAGAGACAGUCGCGACUACAGGAUAUCAAAAUACAGCGUGUACAGGCAUUCAGUGGCUGGAAGAAUGGCUAUAUGGUGGGGCGGUGCAUUGCUCACGGGCAGUUUGGUGAUUUAUAUCAUACAUAAGAAAGUGAAUAAUAACUGACAUAAUGUAAUAAAUAGUAAUCAAACGCAUAAUAUGAUUAUGUGUUUAGUUUAAGAAGGCCACAUUGAAACAGUGAGGAUAAAAACUGCCUAUUUCUCCCAUCAGGCGUCGCUCACUUUAGAUCGGACAUAAGUUUUAUUCUUUCCGAUCUUUAGGGAAUUUAUAACACUAUGAUUUUGCAGCAAAACGCUGCGCAAAGGGUUAUAGUGUAAACAUAUAACCAAAACAAUUUGUUUACUCAAAUAUUAUGGGGAACUGUCAUAAUUUAGGAGCACUCAACAGUGCUGCCUGCCUACAUUUGAGCUUGGAGUUUUUAUCCUCAUUCAUUGCGCAUGUAAAAGUAAGUGCGCAAUGACAACUAAUGUCAAAUAGCAAUGGUGCUUUCUUAGAUGAAUUGUCUGAAUGUCGCCUGUUUAACCCCCAGUUGGCCUUGUGAUCAAAACGCUUUACCUAACUGAAAUAAUAAAAUAUUGUAAUGUUGCCUAGUCUGUAAGAUAAAGUGCAAAUCAAGUUGGAUAAAAGCAAUAAAUAUUUUGUUUAUA